Molecule: messenger RNA, 496 nt
Organism: Lucilia cuprina (Australian sheep blowfly)
Lineage: Eukaryota; Metazoa; Arthropoda; Insecta; Diptera; Calliphoridae
Exons: 2
Coding region: 41-400 (119 amino acids)
Source: RefSeq, a predicted model, not a curated record
AGUAUAAAAUAGUUACAUUUUUACAACUUAUCAUAGAAACAUGUCCAGAUAUCUAGUUAGUGCCUUAUUGGCGUUUUGCUUUAUCGGUGCGAUAAGCGCUCACAAAAAUAAUUAUGUCUGGGGUACACAUAAAACCAACGAAAUUUUGUUGGCCAGACAAAUGGUUGUUAAAUCUGGAUAUUUUGGAGUGGUAACCACAUACGAUUAUGUCUACAAAGGAGAUAGCCCAACAUCUCCUAAAAUUUCGUAUAUCAGAAUAACCGAUGUUAAACCUUUUGGCGGCGCUACUGCUGUAGUAACUACUGGAGGUCUCAAUACUGAUGCCGUUACCAUAACAUUUACUAGUCAACGUGGUUUCGGCAUCAAAAGUAUGGUGGAAAUUUAUGGAACUUCAAAUUAGUCUUAAGUUGUUUAGCUUUAGAGAAAACAUACAUAUAUGUAAUAAUUUUAAGGUCAAUCGAAACAAUAAAUAAAUUGUAAAAAUAUAAGUAAAAAA